AUGCCACCUCACUCAAUAACCAAAUUGAUCGCAAGACCGAUCAUCGCCCUCGAGGAACAUUUCCUCUCGCGCGCCGCCCUCGCAUCUCCAAAUGCGCUCAACGAGAGAAUGCGAGCCAUCCCUGGGCUCUUCGACAAUUUCACCGAGCUUGGACCUAGGCGCAUUGCGGACAUGGACCACGGGCAAGUCACCAUGCAAGUAAUAUCCCACGGUCCGGGUGACCUGUCUCCCGCCCAAUGCCGAGAGACCAACAACCAGCUUGCCGAAGCCAUACGUGCUUGUCCAACAAGAUUCGCUGGGUUCGCCGAGCUGCCAAUGCAUGAACCUCAGGAGGCAGCAAUGGAACUCCGUCGUAUGUGCUCAGGAGCGCUUGACGGGAUACGCUUUGUCGGGGCGCUCGUGGACAGUCAUACAGAAGGCGGACUAUACUAUGACGGGCCGGAGUUCGACGUGCUUUGGGAUGAGGCGACGAAGCUGGACGUGCCGAUAUAUAUUCAUCCGACUUGGCCCUCCCAGCAACUUUUCACAGCGUACCGUUCCUCCAACAUUCCCGAGGACGUGAAUACAGCUAUCCUCUCAUUUGGAUUCGGCUGGCACGGCGACGUGGCGAUUCAUAUAUUGCGUCUGUAUGCAGCGGGGGUCUUCGACCGGUUUCCCAAGUUGAAAAUUAUUAUCGGGCAUAUGGGUGAGAUGGUCCCCUACAUGCUUCAGAGGAUAGAGCGGGUGUCAUCGCGGUGGGGAAAGGAGAGAUCGUUCAGGGAAGUCUGGGAUCAGAACCUGUGGUUGACGACGAGUGGCAAUUGGGCGUUGGAUCCGCUGGCUUGUAUAUUGCGUAAUACAAAACAUGAUAGAAUCAUGUAUAGCGUGGACUAUCCAUUUGCAAAGAGUGCCGAUGGGUUGAAGUGGUUGGAAGAGCUGGAGGAGAGCGGGAUGGUGACUGAAGAGGUGUUGGAGGGCAUUCGCUGGAGAAAUGCGGCUCAAUUAUUGAAACUGAAUGCCCUUCCAGUUUCUUAA
Messenger RNA from Aspergillus nidulans FGSC A4, 1014 nucleotides. Its product is annotated as amidohydrolase family protein. The coding region runs from base 1 to 1014 and encodes 337 amino acids. The transcript has a single exon. Gene Ontology annotation, molecular function: hydrolase activity; carboxy-lyase activity. Lineage: Eukaryota; Fungi; Ascomycota; Eurotiomycetes; Eurotiales; Aspergillaceae. The record is from RefSeq and is a predicted model, not a curated record.